This is a messenger RNA of Drosophila kikkawai, 1689 nucleotides long. RefSeq names its product tRNA (guanine(10)-N2)-methyltransferase homolog. Gene Ontology annotation, biological process: methylation. Gene Ontology annotation, cellular component: cytoplasm. Gene Ontology annotation, molecular function: methyltransferase activity; nucleic acid binding. NCBI's taxonomy places the organism in Eukaryota, Metazoa, Arthropoda, Insecta, Diptera, Drosophilidae. The record is from RefSeq and is a predicted model, not a curated record.
AUUCAAAAAUAAAUAACUAAUCUAUCGAUAUAUCGAUACAAAUUAUGAACGAAACCACGAAGUAAUCCAUAAACUUAAAGAAUAAAAUGACCCGUUUGUGAAUUAAAUCGCUUAAUUUAACAUUAAGAAACAGGUGUCAAUUUUAACCGCAAGCUUAACCUCCAGCCACUGUCCAUCCAAAGGAAGGAACAGUCCGUUUAAAGCCUUGGCAUGGCGAGUUUAUGGAGAAAGUACAUCCUGUGGUUCGCCCAGGAGCACGUUGACUUUCGAAUUUCCGAGUUCGAGUCGAUCGUUAAGAUGUUUGGCCUUCAGUUUCGACGGCUGACCGAACAGACUUUGAAACCGUUUUGGGUGGUAGAAUUCCCCAACGUGGAAACCGCCAUGCUGUACGCAUCCCGAUCCGUGGCCCUGCGUGCCAUGUUCGAGCUGUACGCCCACUCCAGAAAGCUGCCCGAGUUUCACGAGCGGCUUCGUGCCCACGUUGAUGCGAACCGGAACGAGCUGGCUAAGUACUUCCGACAGGACACCAGCUUUAAGAUCACCGUGGAGACCUACAACAAGCACUUUAGUCAACGAGAAAAAAUCGAAAAGAUUGAGACUAUGGAUUACCUGCCAAUCGAGGGCCCGGUGAACCUAAAAAGUCCCCAGGUGGAGUGGUGGUACAUCGAGUUCUGGGGCUUGGAUCCCACUGCGGUGCCAGAGGAGCCCGAUGACAUUCUGUUUGGUCGGCUCCUGGCGACUGGACAGCGGAAUUUAAUAAAGGAACUCUCUCUGAAACAGCGAAAGUUCAUCGGGAAUACAAGCAUGGAUGCACAGCUAAGCCUGCUGAUGGCCAACCAGGCGAUGGUGCGAGAAGGCGAUCUCGUAUUUGAUCCCUUCGUCGGAACAGGUUCCCUGCUGGUCAGCGCCGCCAAGUGGGGUGGGUACGUCCUGGGAGCCGACAUCGACUACAUGAUGGUGCAUGCCCGCUGCCGUCCGAGCCGUAUUACCCAAAAGGUCCGCGAGAAGGACGAGAGCAUUCGGGCAAACCUGCUGCAGUACGGAUGCGCUGACCGCUACAUGGAUGUGGUUGUGGCGGACUUCUCGAAUCCCCUCUGGCAUCCUCGGAUCUCGUUUGACAGCAUCAUAACCGAUCCUCCAUACGGAAUAAGAGAGGCCACGGAAAAGGUGGAAACGAAAAGGAGUCCAAAGGAUAUCGCUCGAACCGACGACAUGGUCCACUAUCCGUCCACCUCGCACUAUUCGCUGCAGAAUCUGUACGGUGACCUGCUAGAGUUCGCCGCAAGGCAUUUGAAAUUGGGAGGACGCCUUGUGUGCUGGCUUCCCUUUCAUCGCGAAGAUUACGACCCAAAGAUGCUGCCGCAGCACCAGUAUCUGCAGCUGGUGGCGAACUCUGAGCAGCCUUUGACGGGCAACACUUCACGCCGACUGCUCACUUAUGAAAAGUGCUCAGAGUACAGUGCGCUGAACCCCGCGUCAAUCGGUUCAACUCAAGUGCCCACGCCCUCGGAAGACUUCCGGGAACGCUACUUCAACAAUGCUCUGGAGUCGAGGAAGGAGCGUCGGAUGCGGAAGGCUGAACAGCGCGAGCAAGGCCGUCUGGAGAUGGAACUGCGUGGAAAGCUGCCUUCAGAUGGCCGAUCCCAGAAAUGCGAGUUAAACAAGGCGCGAUUUACAGGCUUAACGUGA